AUGAAAAAUCUCAAUAACGUAAGAGUGGUUGCUGGGACAAUUGAUAAAUCUGCAAUGAUAAUUCUAUACAAGCCUGCGCAUGAGCACUGGAGGCGCAUACAAUAUUUCUACAAACAUGAACAAUAUAAUCACACGUAUUUAAAACAUGAUUUAGCAAUAUUGCAGGUGUCGAAAGACUUUAUCGUAACAGACACAGUUCACCCAAUUCGUUUAUAUUCAGAAAAUGAAGACAAAUUACAAGCAAAUGAUUUAUGUCUAGUUUCGGGAUUUGGAUUGAAAGAAGAGAAUAAACCCGCCCGCAAGCUAGAAAUGGUUUGCGUACCUAUACUAUCAAAGAUAUAUUGUGAAUGGUUCUACAGUUCACGAUAUUUGCAUCUCUCUGUUUUGUGCGCUGGGGCACAAGGAAAGGAUUCUUGCCAGGGUGAUUCAGGCGGACCACUUGUUUGUCGAGGUGUUUUAGCUGGAGUCGUCUCUUGGGGUGGAAUCUGCGGAGUGCAUCCUGGAGUCUACACUAGUAUAUCCUAUUACACGUCGGGGCAUAACGUGUUUCGUUACCGUCUCACUAGCUCCCUCUCGAGACGAGCUCCGGAACUAAAUCCAUAA
Messenger RNA from Pieris macdunnoughi, 603 nucleotides. The record is from the annotation of a GenBank genome assembly. NCBI's taxonomy places the organism in Eukaryota, Metazoa, Arthropoda, Insecta, Lepidoptera, Pieridae.